This is a messenger RNA of Anguilla anguilla (European eel), 1220 nucleotides long. It is a transcript of the gene olig4, whose product is annotated as oligodendrocyte transcription factor 4. NCBI's taxonomy places the organism in Eukaryota, Metazoa, Chordata, Actinopteri, Anguilliformes, Anguillidae. Bases 1 to 774 code for a protein of 257 amino acids. The transcript has a single exon. The record is from RefSeq and is a predicted model, not a curated record. Gene Ontology annotation, molecular function: protein dimerization activity.
AUGGACUCGGAAGCCGGCUCCUCCUCCAGCCGUUCCUCCUCACCUGACCUGGCGACGGACGGACAGGGGCGCUCGGGGGUCUACUUCUCCAGCCGGGGCUUCCAGGGGUGCAGCCCGGAGCAGGAGCCCCCUCGCGGGGGGACGGAGGGGAGGUGCGGGGGCAAGGCCAAGGCCCCCGCGGGGCUGGCCGGGGAGGACGGGCAGGACCUGCGCCUGAAGGUGAACAGCCGGGAGAGGAAGAGGAUGCACGACCUGAACCAGGCCAUGGACGGGCUGCGGGAGGUGAUGCCCUACGCCCAGGGCCCCGCCGUCCGCAAGCUCUCCAAGAUCUCCACCCUGCUGCUGGCCCGCAACUACAUCCUCAUGCUCUCCAGCUCGCUGGACGAGAUGAAGAGGCUGGUGGGGGAGGUGUACGGCGGGAACGCCGCCGGCAGCCAGGGUCACGUGACCCGCCGCGCCGCCCCGGUUUCCGCGGCGACCGCGGCCGCCCCCCAGCAGCUCUCCCUGCACCCCCUGGUCCAGUCCCUGCACUCGCUGGUGGGAGCUCCGCCCCUGCCGGCCCCCGCCGCCCCCCCAGCCCCUCCCUCGGCUCCCCAGUCGCCCCCCUCCGCGGGCUACCUGCCCUUUCGCUCCCCGCUCCAGGACCUCCUGAAGGAGCCCUUCCACCUCUCCGCCUCCUACCGGCACUACCACGGCCUGCCCUGCCCCUGCGCCCUGUGCCAGCCUCUCCCCGCCUCCCUGCCCCGCCUGCACAGCCUCGCCAUGGGCAAGUGAGCAGGCGAGCCCCAGGACUGAACUCUGGGCCGCAGGCCGCACCACGGUUCUCUGAAAUCGCAGCAAAGCUGCUGCAGCCUCUGGGACCUAUCAGAGGGGACUAUUCCUUCUUAUCCAAUCAGAAGGAAGGGAAGAAAGAAGUAAGAAACCACCUUGAAAGUUUCUGUCUAAGUGUGUAAAUAUAAUGUACAGAUAGUGAUUUCUUCAGCAUGCCGUUGGCAUUUUGUAAUUUUCUUUUUUUGGUCAGUAUAUACUUGUUUACAUCGGCAACUUUUCUAGAAAGUGCACAGAACCAUCAGAUAAACAUUCAGUUCUGUUUUCUAAUUUAUGUUGUGCUGAACAGUUGUUAUAUUCCUGGCCUGAAACAGUGAAGAUAGCUGCUAUCAAUUUGUCUUUUUGGCUAUACAGCUACCACAACAAGGACAAAAAUGGUAUAAAGAAUUUAA